Molecule: messenger RNA, 1041 nt
Organism: Anoplopoma fimbria (sablefish)
Lineage: Eukaryota; Metazoa; Chordata; Actinopteri; Perciformes; Anoplopomatidae
Product: G-protein coupled receptor 35-like
Exons: 4
Coding region: 1-1041 (346 amino acids)
Biological process (GO): positive regulation of Rho protein signal transduction; phospholipase C-activating G protein-coupled receptor signaling pathway
Cellular component (GO): membrane
Molecular function (GO): G protein-coupled receptor activity
Source: RefSeq, a predicted model, not a curated record
AUGGCAUCGUCUAGCCCCCCUUACGUCACUUUCAGCCAAUCACGUCUGGUGCUACAUGCAAAAAAGUUUUGCAACAAGGGAAGAAGACCAGGACUGCAGGACACUGUGAACUCUUUUGAGAACUUAUUUUCCCACCAUGUUCAACACCACUCUGAACCCGCCACCAACCUCCACGUGAACUCUACCAGCCCUACCCAACGGACUCCACUCUGGUACCAGCUCCCCGAGUGCGCCAUCGCCCCCUGGGCCUUCAUCUUCUACUUUGGGGUCAAGGUGUUGAACCUGGCAGUGGGGGCGCCCUGUAACAUCCUGGUCAUCUGGCAGAUCGCCACCAGGAAAAGCGACGCUUCCACCUCGGACAUCUUCAUCAUAAACCUGGCCGUCUUGGAUGCCUACUUCUGUCUCAUGACGCCCAUAGACAUGGUCAACCGACUGCUGCUGGACAACAGCCGCAUUUGGUACUUUCAGAGGUUCGCAUAUGGGAUCAAGGACGUAGCGCCGCUCUUUCUGGUGUGUAUCUGCUUAGACCGCUACGUGGCCGUGGUGCACCCAGUGUUGUUCGCUAGUAACCGAGACAACAAGAUCCGCAUUUGCAUUUGCGCGGUCGCCUGGGGCCUCAUCCUGGCUUACGGCUUCACAAAGUGCAUCCUGGGAGCCGUGAGCGUCAACGAGUUCUUCAGCGGCGUCAUCCUGUUUGCCUUCACCGUCAUGGUCUUCUGCAACAUCUCCGUCAUCUGGGUCCUCAGACGCUCCGUGGCGGGAAAGGAGGAGAUGCACCCGGUGAAGAAGAAGGCCUUCAGGAUGGUGCUGAUCAUCCUGGCCAUCAUCGUGUCCAACUACCUGCCGCCCGUGGCUCUCAUGCCCUUCAUGCCGUACUACACGUUCGUGGUAUUUCAUUGCCAGAUCAGCAUCAGCGUGUUUGCCAUCAUGGAUCUGAGCUGCAGCAUCGAGCCUCUCCUCUACAUCACAAAGAUAGAGUGUGUGGACCGAGGAUGCUGUGGACGGUGUUUCUCUAAGAAGAAGCAUGAUGUUAAAGUGUGA